AAUUCUGCAAGUGGUUCUGAUUUGCUAUCGCUGUUCUCUAGCUGGUCUAAAACCACUUUUGACCUAAAGGGAUACUUUUUGGACGCCAUGGACGUUUCUCAGUUUCCAGGCAAUAAGAACAGUAAAAAUGCAGGCAGGGCACAGGACAAAGCACUCGGGAAAAAAUGUAUGUGAAAUGGUUUGAUAGAUGAAUGUCACUUUUUGUCAUUUUCAAAUUUCCUGCCGUUCCGUCCCCCGUACGUCCCGACGUUGCAUGGGACGGAACCCAGAUGACAGAUGUCGGCAUCCGCCGGAUUACAUUGCUGGGGACACUGCAAGAGGGGACA
This is a messenger RNA of Staurois parvus, 326 nucleotides long. Lineage: Eukaryota; Metazoa; Chordata; Amphibia; Anura; Ranidae. The record is from the annotation of a GenBank genome assembly.